Molecule: messenger RNA, 1745 nt
Organism: Phodopus roborovskii (desert hamster)
Lineage: Eukaryota; Metazoa; Chordata; Mammalia; Rodentia; Cricetidae
Product: gamma-aminobutyric acid receptor subunit rho-1
Exons: 10
Coding region: 264-1688 (474 amino acids)
Biological process (GO): signal transduction; regulation of membrane potential; nervous system process
Cellular component (GO): synapse; membrane; GABA-A receptor complex
Molecular function (GO): extracellular ligand-gated monoatomic ion channel activity; neurotransmitter receptor activity; GABA-A receptor activity
Source: RefSeq, a predicted model, not a curated record
CCAGCCCCAGGAACAGUCCCACAGGAUAUGGGAAUUCAACCUCAGUUCAGAAAAUCCCUGACAUCUGACGCAGGAGGAUUUGUGGGGUUAGUGGAAAUUGCUUUCUCCCGCUGGCCAGAUUACAGACUGCAGCUUCAUUUUUGCAGGGGUAAACAUCCCUCUAAUAACAAACACAGCAAUGAUGCCUUAGGGGAGGACUGACAGCGGCUCCUCACUGGCUCCUUCUCACGGCUUCUUGGGAGAACUGUUUGACUUGGAAAUCUAUGUUGGCUGCCCAGAAUAUGAAAUUUGGCAUCUUCCUUUUGUGGUGGGGAUGGAUUCUGGCCGCUGAGAGCACAGUGCACUGGCCAGGAAGAGAAAUUCAUGAGCCAUCCAGGAAAGGCAGACCUCAGAGGCAGAGACGAGGCGCACAUGACGAUGUCCACAAGCAAGGCAGCCCAAUUCUGAAACGAAGCUCCGAUAUAACCAAGUCGCCUCUCACCAAGUCAGAGCAGCUACUCAGGAUAGAUGAUCAUGACUUCAGCAUGCGGCCUGGCUUCGGAGGCCCGGCCAUUCCGGUGGGUGUGGAUGUGCAAGUGGAGAGUUUGGAUAGCAUCUCAGAAGUUGACAUGGACUUCACCAUGACCCUCUACCUGAGGCACUAUUGGAAGGAUGAGAGACUGUCUUUUCCGAGCACUAAUAAUCUCAGUAUGACAUUUGAUGGCCGGCUUGUGAAGAAGAUCUGGGUUCCCGACAUGUUCUUUGUGCACUCCAAACGCUCCUUCAUCCACGAUACUACCACAGACAACGUCAUGCUGCGGGUACAGCCAGAUGGGAAGGUGCUGUACAGCCUCAGAGUUACAGUGACAGCGAUGUGCAACAUGGACUUCAGCAGGUUUCCCCUGGACACGCAGACCUGCUCCCUGGAAAUUGAAAGCUAUGCCUACACAGAAGAUGACCUCAUGCUAUACUGGAAAAAAGGCAACGACUCCUUAAAGACAGAUGAGAGGAUCUCUCUCUCUCAGUUCCUCAUUCAGGAAUUUCAUACCACCACGAAACUAGCCUUCUACAGCAGUACAGGCUGGUACAACCGUCUAUACAUCAACUUCACUUUACGUCGUCAUAUCUUCUUCUUCUUGCUCCAAACCUACUUCCCUGCCACCCUCAUGGUCAUGCUGUCCUGGGUGUCCUUCUGGAUUGACCGCAGAGCUGUGCCUGCCAGAGUCCCCUUAGGCAUCACCACGGUGCUGACCAUGUCCACCAUCAUCACGGGUGUGAACGCCUCCAUGCCCCGAGUGUCCUACAUCAAAGCCGUGGACAUCUACCUCUGGGUCAGCUUUGUGUUCGUGUUCCUCUCAGUGCUGGAGUACGCAGCCGUCAACUACCUGACCACAGUGCAGGAGCGGAAGGAACGGAAGCUCCGGGAGAAGAUCUCUUGCACCUGCGGACUGCCCCAGCCGCGAGGAGUGAUGCUGGAUGGCAGCUACAGUGACGGGGAAGUGAAUGACCUGAGUGGCUACAUGCCCGAGAAUGGAGAGAAGCCCGACAGGAUGAUGGUGCAGCUGACCCUGGCCUCAGAGAGGAAAAGCCAGAGAGGCAGCUAUGUGAGCAUGAGGAUCAACACCCAUGCCAUUGAUAAGUACUCCAGGAUCAUUUUCCCAGCUGCUUACAUCUUAUUCAAUCUGAUAUACUGGUCAAUUUUCUCUUAGAAUUCUGUACCUCUUACCCUCUUCAUGAUUUCUAUACACCACAGAAACUGUUGUAAA